Messenger RNA from Alexandromys fortis (reed vole), 3240 nucleotides. RefSeq names its product complement C1q like 3 (gene C1ql3). Lineage: Eukaryota; Metazoa; Chordata; Mammalia; Rodentia; Cricetidae. The transcript is spliced from 2 exons. The coding region runs from base 575 to 1342 and encodes 255 amino acids. The record is from RefSeq and is a predicted model, not a curated record. Gene Ontology annotation, molecular function: protein binding.
AAAGAAAGAAAAGAGGCAAGGGACAAACCCAGCCAGAGAAAGAAAAGAAACAAGGUCCAGGAAAAAAAAAGGCAACUUCAGACGGAAAGUUGGUGAGAACUGGCGCAGUCUGCAAAAAAGGAAAAGUCGAUCACCGGCAACAGCACCAUAAAAGUGUGAGACGCCCGGGGCGAGCUCAGGAGGCAGCGGCUGGCUCUGCCCUCCGGGUGGGGUGGCCGUGCCGGCACCCGCCGCAGCUACAGGUGCGAAGGGGCUGGCUGGAGGCGAGAGGGCGCCCUGAGCACCCCUCCCCCAGCCCUCACCCCCCGCUCGGGACUUCAGAUCAAGUCACUUGGCGCCCCAGCUCCCUCCCCAGCCGCAGCCUCAGCGGGGGGAGCAAAAGCCGGAGAAGAGCGACCGGCGCGCGCCCGCCCAGGGGAGUUGGGGUUCGAAGGGGGAUUGUUUUCGGCUCUGAGGAGGUCCCCGCCCAACCUUCAAAAUUUUGUCCAAAAGCAGACAAGAGGAUCGGCCCGCGCUGAGCCGGCUCGUGGGCAGCAGGAGGCGCCUAAUCGCCGCCGGGGCGCUGGGGGUGGUGAUGGUGCUUCUGCUGGUCAUCCUCAUCCCGGUGCUGGUGAGCUCGGCCGGCACGUCGGCGCACUACGAGAUGCUGGGCACCUGCCGCAUGGUCUGCGACCCUUACGGGGGCACCAAGGCUCCCAGCACCGCCGCCACUCCGGACCGCGGCCUCAUGCAGUCCCUCCCCACCUUCAUCCAGGGUCCCAAAGGCGAGGCCGGUAGGCCGGGGAAGGCAGGCCCGCGUGGGCCCCCCGGAGAGCCCGGACCACCGGGCCCUGUGGGCCCCCCGGGAGAGAAGGGCGAACCUGGCCGCCAAGGCCUGCCGGGCCCGCCUGGAGCGCCCGGCCUGAACGCGGCUGGAGCUAUCAGCGCGGCCACCUACAGCACGGUGCCCAAGAUCGCCUUCUACGCUGGCCUCAAAAGGCAACACGAAGGCUACGAGGUGCUCAAGUUCGACGACGUGGUCACAAACCUCGGAAACCACUAUGAUCCCACUACGGGCAAGUUCACCUGCUCUAUCCCGGGUAUCUACUUCUUCACCUACCACGUCCUGAUGCGCGGAGGGGACGGCACCAGCAUGUGGGCUGAUCUCUGCAAAAACAACCAGGUGCGUGCUAGUGCAAUUGCCCAAGAUGCUGAUCAGAAUUACGACUAUGCCAGUAACAGUGUGGUCCUUCACCUGGAACCAGGAGAUGAAGUCUAUAUCAAAUUAGAUGGUGGGAAAGCCCAUGGAGGAAACAACAACAAAUACAGCACAUUUUCUGGAUUUAUUAUUUAUGCUGACUGAUAAUGCAGAAACUGAGCUUGCUGUUCUGAGUUUGGACGCUGGAUUCGUGUGGCUAACGUCAGUGAAUCAAGGAUCCCGGGGGAUGCCGACUGCAGGGCAUCUCGGUUGUAUAAAUGUGGGGAGAUCAAAUGCUACCUGACUCACAUCUGUAUCACUCACACACAUUAUGUAAAAAAGUAUUUAAGGCAAGAUAAGCAGAUGUGUGAUCCACUACCGCCAAAGCAAAUAUUCCUUAUUGUUAGUGUCCGUGUGAAUGAAAUCCUAUAGAGACCACAAAUUUUUAUAGAAAAAUCUAAGACACUGAGUUAUUUCUUCGAUAUCUCUAAUACUUUGGUGUACUGUGAUCUUGCUGCCUUUAUCCAUGUGUCAGCUUUGGUUCUUGUGAGUUUACCUGCUUAUUAAGAUACCUGGAGUCUAUCUGUAGUGUGGGGAGUCAUUUUACCCUGCAGGAGAAGGUCUCAUUGAAGUAAUGCUGCUUGUCCCCAAAGAUAUUGUUUGCCUUGUACUCUCGUUAACUUUAGAGUUAGACCUGGGAAUGAUUCAACUUCAAGCCUUAACCUGGAAUUUUCUGGAUUUGUGGGAAUUCCCAAGCCUGUGAUCAUUUUCACAGUUUUUCUUUUCAUGUGAAUUUUAAUUUUUCUCUCUUCUGGUGAUAGUCUUAAGAAAAUAGAGAUUGAAAUUGUAUCAUAGGAUUACCCUCUAAGUGUGAAAAUGUGUAGUUAUGUAUGGUACUUUAGAAAAUUCCACGUGUCCAUUUCGUCGAUAGAAUACAUUUAGACUCACUUGAACAGUCACAGAAAUUUAUUCUUUGGUAUGAAGUCAGAUAGAGGCUUUCGCCUUCUCUGGAACAAAGGAUUGUUCGUAAGCUAAGGCAUCAAGGUUUGAUUUGAGCUGCUGCAUGCGUCAUCAAGGGGACAGUAAGUAAGGCCUCAAACAGUUACCGAAAAAUCUGUGGCCUGAAGUUAUUUCAAAAUUAACAGUUUCACAUAGAACCAACAUGACAGUAAAGUGUAUAUAUUUUAUAUAAAUAUCUGUCACACACUUAUUUAUAUACAUAUGUGUUAGAUGAAAUAUUAUAUAUACAUUGCUUCAGUCCACUAGGUACAGUGGCUGUACAGCUCAAAAAGCUAAUUUAAAAAGUAUAUAUGUAUACACACAGAACCAUGGACAAAUUAUUUGACUUAUUUUAGAUCGAACUAUAUUUUAGAUGAUACAAAUAUAUAGAGUAGCAAAAUAAUAAAAGUGAGUUCUCUUUAAGAGUUAUCCAGAAAAUGAAAUCUCAGUAGAUUCAAAUGUGCCCCCCUCCAUGACACAUGUGUGAGUUAGUUGAUCCCAUGAUUACUGGAUUCCAUGUGCAAUCGAUAUUUUAAUGGCCUUCUCUGGCAGGCCAUUAAUAAGGGACUUCAGGAAGCAAGCAGAGCUCCUUCACGAUGUUUAUGGAACACACACAUGUGAGCGGUCAGUUCUUUUCUUUCUGGAGGAUUGAAGCUGCCAGUGUAGAGCAAACCCAUUCUCUCUAGUUAAAACACACUGCCAAGCGCUAGCUCUUAUCUAAGGAAAAGAUAAAAAUGCAUGCGAAUACUUCCUCCUAGCUCACAACUUCCCCUCGUAACAUGGAAAAUCUGUUUCCCUUUUCAUUGCCUUUAAACACUCUUUGACAAGUAGAUUUCAAAACCAGAGAUUUGAAAGUCUGCUUGCUUUCCUGGUGAAGGACAUUUGCAUUUUUCCCUUAAAGGAAUUGGGCUGCUCCCCUGACUCAUCUCACUUCAGCACUUUUUGUUCUAAUACACAGAGUGCUUGGUCAACUAUGAUCAACUAAAUAGCUUUAGUUUAGCAAAUCUCAACUUUCCAAGAGUUAUGCAUGGUGUUCCCAUCUAAAGGCGGUGUUUGCUGUGUUU